AUGAAGGGUACCUGGGAACUUGCGCUUAUCGCCAGUGCGUCACUCGCCCAGGCGACUUCGACCGCAUCACUCACGGCUGCUGCAACUACCGUGGCGGACACGGCUGUCUCCGCACCUUCCUUGUUUUACAAUGAGAGAGUGCAGCUGACCGAGGGUGUCCUCGCUGAUGUGUCGGUGGCCUUGCAAAACGAGACUGUCGCAAGCAUGUUUGCCUUCGCAAGCAAUUCCUCCUCCCAAUCCACAGCGACCAAGAGGAGCGUCCUUCAUAGCUGCAAGUUGAUGCCCGGGGAUUCCUGGUGGCCUCUAGACCUCAUCUGGGACGUGUUUGACCUUUUGCUUGGCGGCAAUCUGAUCAAGACGGUGCCUCUGGCCUCUUACUGUUACCCGGAAUGGCCUCAGUAUAACUCUGCCAAGUGCGCGGAGAUCACAGCUGACUGGCUUAACUCGGACCUUCACAUGGCCGAUCCUGCUUCGAUCAUGUUGCCGUUGUACGAGGGCCGCUCUUGUCUACCAUCGCCUUAUAACUACACCGACUCUUGCACACAAGGCGCGUAUCCCACUUACGCGGUAAACGUUUCCACUGUGGCGCAGAUUCAGCUAGCGGUCAACUUUGCCCGCAACCUGAACUUGCGACUGGUGGUGAAAAAUACCGGUCACGACUUCAACGGCAAGGCCUCCGGCAAGGGCGCUCUCUCCAUUUGGACCCACUACCUCAAAGACAAGAGCUAUCUCCCCAACUUCAAGGCCGCCAAUGGCUAUGUCGGCCCGGCUAUCAAGUUUGGCUCCGGUAUUCAAGUUCACGAGGCCUAUGAAUAUGCUAAGACUCUCGGCCACUCGGUUGUCGGUGGUGAGGCUGUUACCGUCGGUCUUGGUGGUGGCUACACUGCUGGUGGUGGCCACUCCCCCUUGUCUAGCAUGUACGGUAUGGCGUCCGAUCAAGUUCUGGCUAUGCAAGUUGUCCUCGCGGACGGCAGAUUCAUUACUGCCAGCUCCACCGAGAACUCGGAUGUCUUCUGGAUGCUUCGUGGCGGUGGUGGCAGUACCAUUGGUGUCGUCACUUCUCUCACUGUCAAGGCCCUGCCCCAGCUGGAGACGACGACUGUGACCUUCAAUUUCACAGUCAAUGACACUCCGGGUCCUAAUGCCUUCUGGGCUGCAGUUGGCUCCUACCUUGACAACUUCGAGUCAUUUGUUGAUGCCGGCACUUACGGUUACUACUACAUUGGAGCCUCUUCGAUGGAAAUUGGUACCACAUAUGCCGGUGAUACUGACUACUAUUUCCGCAUGGAAUCCUUCGUCGCCCCCAACAUGAGUGUUGCCCAAACUGAAGCCCUCUUGGCUCCUUGGUUCAACACUCUCAACAGCCUGAAUAUUACCUACACUCCCUGGUACAACCACGCCGACAACUUCCAUGAUGCCUGGGAAGUGGCCUUCCCCCAGGAAUAUGUGGGAACCGAUGUUGUCAAGACUGCUUCUCGUCUUCUCCCUCGCAAUGUCUUCCAGAGUGAUGAUCUUCGUAACCAGACUUGGGCUGCCUAUAAAGAUGCUGUGAAUCAGGGUCUCUUCAUUGCCGGCUUCCACAUCAGCGGUACCGGUAUCGCCGUUGAACCUCCCACAGACAGCGCCUUGCUUCCCGCAUGGCGUGAUGCCCUGACGCACGUGAUUGUCGGUUCUCAAUGGAACUUCACCUCUUCCUGGGAUGUUAUUGAGAGCUCCUCGCUCUUUGUGACCGAGUGGAUGGACGUGCUCCGCGAGAUUGCCCCGGAUUCUGGCGCCUAUAUGAGUGAGGGCGAUCUCAUCGAGCCCAACCAACAGGAUGCCUUUUAUGGUGCCAACUACCCACGUCUUUAUGCCCUCAAGCAGAAGUAUGACCCUACCGGUCUCUUUUUUGCCCUGACCGCCGUUGGCGCCGAGGACUGGGAGGUUCAAACCACUGACCCCCUGCCCUACUCAUGGAACAACAAUGGGCGGCUCUGCCCUAAGUCCUCCUGA
Molecule: messenger RNA, 1992 nt
Organism: Penicillium soppii
Lineage: Eukaryota; Fungi; Ascomycota; Eurotiomycetes; Eurotiales; Aspergillaceae
Product: FAD-binding oxidoreductase
Exons: 4
Coding region: 1-1992 (663 amino acids)
Molecular function (GO): oxidoreductase activity; FAD binding
Source: RefSeq, a predicted model, not a curated record